GCUUAAAUGCCUCCUGCCAAAAGUAAAGAGCGAAUCUCAGUUGCAAUGGCUCUGCUAAAACUUGAUCAUGCGGGAUUUCAAGCGAUAAAGAGCUGCCGGGCUGCUAUUCACUGCGGUGGGAACAAGUUGCAGGAUGAAAUCCAGGCGUUAAGGGACCUAUUUUCCACUUCAUUGUUUGCAAAGGAAUCUACUGAAAUGACUUUGAGGAUCUUUAAACAGGAACUAUGUGGAGGGAGAAUGCACCCCACCUCGCCUGUCUCCCUGUCCACGUAGCUGCUCUCCCGGGAUGCGAUGUCGCUCGCAGGCUGCGGCGGGGAUCACGCGUGCGGCCAGCGGCGCGGAGGCCGCCCCUGAGCCCGGGCAGCGAGGGGCGCGACAUGCCCGCGGUCGCGACAUGUCCUGCAGCGACACCGGCAGCAGCACCGGCACCUCCGGCAGCACCGGCACCUCCGGCAGCACCGGCACCUCCGGCACCUCCGGCAGCACCGGCACCUCCGGCAGCACCGGCACCUCCGGCAGCACCGGCACCUCCGGCAGCCGCCGCCGCUCCGUCUCCUGAGGCGCUGGGGGAUAAAGCUGGCAAAGAUGAGGAAAAUUGGCUGUGCUCUCCUGGUACUCCAAGCUCUUCUGGCACCUUUGGAUCUUGUUCGUGGAGCAGAGAAAAAUUAUCCCAUCCUGAACAUUGCAGUGAUUCUGGGGAGGACCAAGUAUAUAACAGAGAGAGAUAUCAGAGCUCUCUGGACCAGGGAAAUGGCAGCAGACCUGACUGUUGAUAUCAAUGUAGUGACUCUUCUUGUGAACCAGACUGACCCUAAAAGCAUCAUAACACAUGUUUGUGACUUGAUGUCAGGCACCAAGAUCCAUGGAGUGGUUUUUGGAGAUGACACUGAUCAGGAGGCAGUAGCUCAGAUUUUGGAUUUUAUUUCAUCUCAGACUUCUAUUCCAAUUCUUGGAAUUCAUGGCGGGGCCUCCAUGAUAAUGGCAGAUAAGGAUGUCAUGUCCACGUUCUUCCAGUUUGGAGCCUCCAUCCAGCAAGAAGCCAUUAUCAUGUUGAAGAUCAUGCAGGAUUAUGACUGGCACGUGUUCUCUCUGGUGACCACCACUUUCCCUGGAUAUCGAGAUUUCAUCAAUGUCAUUAAGACCACUGUGGAAAACAGUUUUGUGGGCUGGGACAUGCAGAACGUCAUCAUACUCGAUACUGCCUUUGGAGAUGCCAAGACCCAAAUUCAGCUGAAGAAAAUCCAUUCAUCUGUCAUCCUGCUGUAUUGUUCCAAGGACGAAGCUGUCUACAUCCUGGAUGAGGCUCGCUCCCUGGGCCUUACUGGCUAUGAUUUCUUUUGGAUAGUUCCUAGCCUGGUUAGUGGUAACACAGAAAUCACUCCCAAGGAGUUUCCUUCAGGACUCAUUUCAGCAGCUUAUGAUGAGUGGGACUACAGUUUAGAAGCUCGGGUGCGGGAUGGCCUGGGGGUCAUUGCCACUGCUGCAUCAGCCAUGCUGGAAAAGUACUCCUUCAUUCCUGAGGCAAGAACGAGCUGCUAUGGACAGCUGGAGAAAAAUGACCGGCCCUCUCAAACCUUGCACAAGUUUAUGAUGAACGUGACGUGGGAAGGCAGAGAUUUGUCCUUCACAGCAGAUGGUUACCAGGCCCACCCCAGGCUGGUGGUGAUCGUGCUGAACAACGAGCGGGAGUGGGAGAAGGUGGGGAAGUGGGAGAACAACUCCCUGAGCCUCAAGUACUCAGUGUGGCCGAGGUACAGCUCCUUUGCAGACAGCGACCCCGACGACAACCACCUGAGCAUUGUCACCCUGGAGGAGGCUCCCUUUGUCAUCGUGGAGGAUGUGGACCCUCUCAUGGAAAGCUGCCAAAAAAACACCGUGCCAUGCCGGAAAUUUGUCAGACUUAACAACAAAACUAAUGAGGGAACUAACGUAAAGAAGUGCUGCAAAGGAUUCUGCAUCGAUAUCUUGAAGAAGUUGUCUAAAACUGUCAAGUUCACAUAUGACCUGUACUUGGUGACAAAUGGGAAGCAUGGCAAAAAAGUCAAUAAUGUGUGGAAUGGAAUGAUUGGUGAAGUGGUGUACCACCGGGCAGUGAUGGCCGUGGGCUCUCUCACCAUCAACGAGGAGCGCUCGGAAGUCGUCGACUUUUCGGUGCCGUUCGUGGAGACUGGGAUCAGUGUCAUGGUGUCACGGAGCAACGGCACAGUUUCACCAUCUGCUUUUCUAGAGCCUUUUAGUGCUUCUGUCUGGGUGAUGAUGUUUGUGAUGCUUCUCAUCGUGUCUGCCAUGGCUGUCUUUAUAUUUGAGUACUUUAGUCCUGUAGGAUACAACAGGAACUUAGCACAAGGGAGAGAUCCCCAUGGACCAUCCUUCACCAUUGGAAAGGCAGUGUGGUUACUGUGGGGCUUGGUCUUCAACAACUCUGUGCCUGUGCAAAACCCCAAGGGGACAACGAGUAAGAUCAUGGUGUCGGUCUGGGCUUUCUUUGCUGUCAUUUUCCUGGCCAGUUACACUGCCAACUUAGCUGCCUUUAUGAUUCAAGAGGAAUUUGUUGACCAAGUGACUGGGCUGAGUGAUAAAAAGUUUCAAAGGCCACAUGAUUAUUCACCUCCUUUUCGGUUUGGAACGGUCCCAAAUGGAAGCACCGAGAGGAAUAUCCGAAACAACUACCCUGAUAUGCACCUUUACAUGACCAAGUUUAACCAGAAAGGAGUCGAAGAUGCCUUGGUCAGCUUGAAAACUGGGAAGUUGGAUGCUUUCAUCUAUGAUGCAGCGGUGCUGAAUUACAAGGCUGGAAGAGAUGAAGGCUGCAAACUUGUCACAAUAGGCAGUGGGUACAUCUUUGCCACUACUGGCUAUGGGAUUGCUCUCCAGAAAGGAUCACCUUGGAAGAGACAAAUUGAUCUCGCCCUCCUUCAGUUUGUGGGAGACGGGGAAAUGGAAGAGUUAGAAACCCUGUGGCUGACUGGUAUUUGUCACAACGAGAAGAACGAAGUCAUGAGCAGCCAGCUGGACAUCGACAACAUGGCAGGGGUGUUUUACAUGCUCGCAGCAGCCAUGGCACUCAGCUUAAUAACCUUUGUCUGGGAGCACUUAUUUUACUGGAAACUUAGAUUCUGCUUCACUGGAGUCUGCUCAGAUAGGCCGGGAUUGCUGUUCUCAAUCAGCAGGGGUAUUUACAGUUGCAUUCAUGGAGUACACAUUGAAGAGAAAAAGAAGUCUCCUGACUUUUCUUUGACCAAUUCACAAACCAACAUGUUAAAACUGCUGCGAACAGCGAAAAACAUGACCAAUAUCAAUCCUUCAAGGAUUGACUCCCCCAAAAGAACAGCUGAUUUUAUUCAGAGGGGUUCUUUGCUUAUGGACAUGGUCAUGGAUAAGGGAAACUUGAUAUUUUCUGAUAACAGAUCCUUUCAGACAAAGGACAACUUUUUUGGUGACAACAUAAGUGAACUGCAGACACUUCCUGGCAAUAGACACAAGGACAAUCUGAACAACUAUGUUUUCCAAGGGCAGCAUCCUCUCACACUGAAUGAAUCCAAUCCAAAUACAGUAGAGGUUGCAGUAACAACAGAAGGAAAAGCGAACUCCAGACCCAGGCAGCUUUGGAAGAAAUCUGUUGAAUCUUUACGCCAAGAUUCUAUACGUCCAGGCCAAGGCUCCCAGAGAGAAAAUGGGUCAGAGGAAAACAGGCAGCUUUCACUGAAAAGCCAAAGAUACCUUCCUGAAGAGAUUGUCCAUUCAGAUGUCUCAGAGACAUCAAGCAGAGCUACUUGCCACAUGGAAGCUGAAAACAACAACAAGCACCACAAAACCAAGGACAAUUUUAAAAAAAGGACAGGAGCAUCAAAAUACCCAAAAGACUGUAGUGAAGUGGAACUGACAUAUCUGAAAACCAAACAGGGCUCUCCACGGGAUAAAAUCUACACGAUUGAUGCUGACAAAGAGCCAGGAUUCCGCUUGGACACACCUCAGUACAUCGAAAACAUUGUCCUUCCAGAGCCUGUAGAGCUUCCUGAUGUUUACCAAGAUCACAACGACAACUACAGGAAAGCUGAACACGCUAAUAGGACUCCAUCACAUAAUGAAGACAGUCUUCCAAAUAAUGACCAAUAUAAACUUUAUGGAAAACACUACACUCUCAAAGAAAAAAAUGCUACCCUAGGUGACCUGAACGAUAGGUACAGGCAGAAUUCCACCCACUGCAGGAGCUGUCUCUCCAACAUGCCCACGUACGCGGGGCACUACUCGACCAGAUCUCCCUAUAAAUGCGACGCAUGCUUGCGGAUGGGGAACCUCUAUGAUAUUGAGGAAGAUCAGAUGCUGCAGGAUACAACGAACUUAUCACUUCCUGAAGAAAUAUAUGAGCGUACUUGGUCACAGAGUAGUGCUCUGCAAUAUCAUAAAAAGAAUAAACUGAGGAUUAGCAGGCAACACUCUUUUGAUAAUAUCGCUGAUAAGUCCAGGGAAAUUGAUAUUGGAAGACCUUCUCGUAGUAUAAGCUUGAAAGAAAGAGAGAAAUUUCUUCAAAGUAGUCCAUAUGCAAGCAUGUUUAGUGUUCCCUCAAGCAAACUGUUGAGCAACAAGGCCUCACUUUUAACUCAUGCUCUGGAGGACAGUAAGCGGAGCAAGUCCCUGUACGCUGUUCACUCGGAUGAUAACCCCUUCCUGCACUCCUAUCGUGAUGACCAGCAUUUAUCUCUUAGGCGAAGUCCAGCAGAUCUUUAUAAACACUCAUUGCCAACAAGAGGAAGAAAUGAUAAUUAUUUAAGGUCAUCCAUACAGUCUACAGCAUCAUACUCUUCCAGGGAUGGUCGGAUCCAUAAUGACAUGUACAUUUCAGAGCAUGUUUUGCCUUAUGUUGCAAAUAGGAAUAGCUUGUACUCAACUCCAAGGGUUUUAAAUUCCUGUAGCAAUACACGUGUGUAUAAGAAAAGGCCUAGCAUUGAAUCAGAUGUUUAAAUUUUCCAUGAACACUUUAUCUAUAGGGAAAGAAUAGUUGCCACCAUCUUAGAGGGAGAAUUUUUCCUUUAACAGUAUCCUGCUCUAGUAAAUGAUACAUAAACCUCUCCCUUUCCCAAUGUACUUUUGUACAUGAAUAAGUAAACCGGUAUGCUCUGAUCUAUCCUUUUAAAAUAUGUCUUGUUAAAAAGGAUAAAAAAUAGCCAUUUAUGUGUGCUUUAUAUAUAAAUGGCAAGUUGUACUGAAAUAGCCCCAAUAUAUGUUGGCAACUAUGCUGUUUUGUACCUAAUUAUUUUACUAUUUCGGUUAUUCUAAUUUAUGUUGCUAAGUAUCAUUCAAUGUACUUUUGUCCUUAGAAAUGUUUAAUGAUUUUCUAGUACUGGAUAAGCAAUAUGGUAUGCAUGUAGUAUGACACAGACAACAAGAAAUAGGGAUGCAUUUGCACAGAUUCAAAAGUAAGACUCUAAAAGAUAACAGAAAUCUAAGACAUCCAAAAAUAUAUUUUAACUUCAUAAUCAUUUUCAAAGCCAAAUAAUAAUUAAAAAGACUCCCAAACCCCAGGACCUUAAUAAAUAAAAUACAGUGUGUUAGCACAAAAUUAGGAUGUUCCUUCUAGACUGACAGACAGUAGAUGGGAAGGCAGUAACCCCAAACAUGUGAACUGCUGUGUACCAGAAGGAAGCCCCAUGGAUAUUAGUUAAUGUUCAUGUACAAAUGCUUUUCUUAUAUUGCACAUGCACUUACCAUUACAAAGUAAGUUCAUUGAAAAGUUUGCAGUAAUCUUGUCAGAAAUUUCACAGCUGCCUAAUCCAGAGUAUAUAUUUUUAGAUAUCACUAUAUGGCACUUCCUAUGGAGCUGUGGACUUUAUUAGUAACCUUGAGGCCUAAUGUGUACGUAAGUUUGCAUUUGCCCCUUACUGGAGAUUACUCAGGGCUGUAUAGUAUUUCUUUUAUUCUUUCACUUCCCAAACCAAAUCCCAACUCACUGUAGUUCUUUGUUCAUAGUGUAUUAGUGACAACUAAUUAAUUGUAUAUUAAUAGUAUUAAAGGUGUUAAUACAGUAUCAAACACCGACAGCCAUAAGCUCAGUGUGGUCAGUGAGGAGCGUGGUACCAUUUAUUUCCAUACACAGAGAAGGAUUAACUCCUUUGGAAGGACUUCUUCCUUCCACAACAUUGUGCAUAUUUGUGGAACAUCAGACCAUUCUUCUAACCUCUCCAAUCAAGUCUGUCGUAUAAAGUGAAUAUAUGCACAUGUAACUAAGAAACAGUAUCUUUAUUAUCACUUACUGAUACACAAAGGUAUUCACAUAACAGGGAUGCAUUGUUAUAUGACUUUUCCUUCUAUAGAUGUCAAUCAGAUUAUUUCACAAAUAAAAUGUCUGCUACACACCCCUCCUUACCCUCACUGGAAGAAAAAAACCCACUCGAUUUUAACCAUAAAGGGGAAGAGAGGAAACCUUUCAGGAGAAGAGUGUACAGCAGUAAAUUUAAUUUCACCUAAAGAAGUAAAUAUACUUACUAAUAAAUUUAACUAUUGAAAGUGUUCCAGAGGUGGUGCUCUCCAAUUUUCCUGCUACUCUGAGAAUUGCUUUAGGAUUUUUAUGUAGAGGAAAUUUAGAUUAUUCAAGCAUUAUUCCCUCCAUUUCACUGAAGAACAGUGAGCAGGGAAACCAUUACCACUGUGAAUUGGAAAAUGUGAAUAUUAUCCUAACUUUUCUCUAGACUGAAAAUCUUUUCAGCAGAAUCGUGCCUGUCAGCUGUAAUUGAAGCAUCUGCAUGCCAGAGAUGCAGUAUGCAAGGUGUUUAAUUUAGAACAGCAUACUGCAGAGCAGAGUUGCAAACAGGAGAUAAUAUAAAUGAUGUGUAGGGAUAGUCAAAAGAAAGCUUCUUGAAUUUUGUUUACAGAUUUUUUUUUUAUUAAACAGAUUUAAAUUGACUUUGGCUAUCGAAGUCCAGAAUGAGUUCUUUGUAUUUGCAAAUGUAUUUGUACCUCCACCAUGAUGGUGAAGGAUGGUAUUUUUUAAGGAAUGAAAUGUAAUGAGAUUUGGGCUUCUGAGUCUCUUUCCAGCUGCCAAAACUCCCAGUAUACUUUACUAUAAGUAUGAUCAGAAAGCAUAUCUAUGGGUAUCUCUAUGCUGUUCAGGCAAAAAUAUAUUUUGAGUAUUCUUUAUUCAACAUUUGUUCAUAAUUAUUGGCCCUGAUUCACACGGGAAUGCUUUCUGAUUCCUCACUGGAGGGAGGUUUUAUAAAAACAAAAGCUCCUUGCACACCCUUAGAGAGAUUCAGAUUCCUUAGGAAGAGUUGUGUGAGCUAAGCAGGGUUAGGAUGUCUGUGGGGUGAACACUACUUGUCAUGAACCCAAACCUUUUCCCAAAUACACAAGUAUACCUUGCUCUUAAGUCUACAGGAAGGCAAAUGCACUGAAGGCAUAAUGUGAUAAUGACUAUAAUAAAAAUAUUUCAGGCAAAUUUUAAUAUACAGUCCAAAUCAUAGUAAAUUAACAAAAAUCCAAAGUGUUUUGAACUACCUGGUGUGUUUCAGCAGCUAUGAUAUUUGCUGAUGUCAUGCCAAAUCCUGCCAUGGAUGUUGCUGAGCAUUUUACCCAGCAAAUCAUAAAACUCAGUGGUGGCUCUUGUCUUUCACAUCAUCAUUAAGCUCUCAAGUAUUUGUUGAUCACUCCAAGUCUUUUGUAUCAUCAUCUCUAUCUAACCGGACACACAUUAUUAAAUAUUAAUACGAGUACUGUAUGGGAAGCUGUGGGAAAGAAAAAUUCCCAUUUACAUUUUCUUCCUUGAGAUUCAGUUGUAAACAUCCUCAACCCAGGUGGAUUUUUUCUUUCUGUGAAAUGUACAAGCAAAUUAGCUACAACAAAAUACAUUGCAGUGCUUGCUUUUUCUGAUUUGAGCAGAUUUCUGGUGACUGUAGAGAUUUAUUAUUAUUAUCUGCAAUAUGCAAUACAACCACCUGCCCUGAACCAAAAUAAUGAGACUGAGGGAAGACUUGAUAAUGUUGCACAGCAGUUGUUCACAUGGAAAUAUAAGAUGCUGCCUUAAAGAGGGGAAAAACCCCACCAGACACCAAAAGUAGGGGGAGUAAGAGUCUGCAUGCUUCUGUUGUUUUGAUCUUGGUGUAAAUCCGAGUCGAUAAAGGGGAGAGCUGAGGCAGGGCUGUGGGCAGUAGCCGGUGCGCUUGCAGAUGUGCUCGUGUAAAGAAGAAGCAGCUGAGAAGUUGAAGAAAAAUCUUCAACAGAGCCACAAGCCACAGCUUGUGAGGCUCAGUCUAGAGCGUGUGGAAUUCUGAAUUUUGCCUGAGCUUUGUUGAUAUAUUUGCACUGACUUUCAAUUAAACCGAGAUCAAGACUUUCUGUAUUUCCCUCUCUCUCUCACUCUAGCUGCUGCUAUACUUGAAGAGGAGAAAAGAAUCUUCCUGCAUAAGUGGCCAUCCUUUCUGUACCUUUCUGGAUGGUGCUGGUGACUUGUUACAUUUUCCUGAUUACAGCUCUAGCAGUUUGUUGGUCAUUCCUAUCACCACGAUUUCCUGUGACUCCAGCUGGAACUGGAUCAGGCUGUAGAUGAUAUGGGCCAUUCUUGGUAGCAUGUCCUGUAGUGUUACACUGCUCCUGGAUGACACCUUUUGUGGAGGCAGGAUAUUGAAUUGCUGAGGAAUGCAGUAGGUACAUGGAGGUAAAAACAGAUAUGUAGACAUACCUGCCUCUUGCUUCUUUUCCUCUUUUAAAGAUAUUGUAGAAUUUCUUCAUGUUUUCUGUCUUUCCCUUUUCACCACAGUAAAUUUUCCUUUUUUCUCUCAAA
This is a messenger RNA of Lonchura striata (white-rumped munia), 8773 nucleotides long. RefSeq names its product glutamate ionotropic receptor NMDA type subunit 2A (gene GRIN2A). The record is from RefSeq and is a predicted model, not a curated record. NCBI's taxonomy places the organism in Eukaryota, Metazoa, Chordata, Aves, Passeriformes, Estrildidae. Gene Ontology annotation, molecular function: ligand-gated monoatomic ion channel activity; signaling receptor activity. Gene Ontology annotation, biological process: monoatomic ion transport. Gene Ontology annotation, cellular component: membrane.